This is a messenger RNA of Opisthorchis viverrini, 1864 nucleotides long. RefSeq lists its product as hypothetical. Bases 1 to 1632 code for a protein of 543 amino acids. The transcript is spliced from 9 exons. Gene Ontology annotation, biological process: regulation of Rho protein signal transduction; Rho protein signal transduction. The record is from RefSeq and is a predicted model, not a curated record. NCBI's taxonomy places the organism in Eukaryota, Metazoa, Platyhelminthes, Trematoda, Opisthorchiida, Opisthorchiidae. Gene Ontology annotation, molecular function: actin binding. Gene Ontology annotation, cellular component: plasma membrane.
AUGAAUGAAAUACUUGGAGUUCACCAGCAUUUGAAACAGGCACGUGUGAAAAAGUGUAGACACUACUCAGAUUUCUCCGAGAAGCCCAGGAUUCGGGAUGAUAGAUUUGUUCAAGAGUCCCAAAGUUGGAAGAUACCCAAACGGACGUCAAAGACACUAAAUUCCGCCAUCACUUCGCCGGGAAUCAAACAGAAUGUGGAAUCGAAAACCAAAACCAAUGUAUCAAGAAGGUCAUCGCAUAGCUAUCCGGGACCAUCAAAUGCACGUAACAUCUACAUGCUCAAUCGCUGCCUCGACGACAUUGAGCACUUUGGAAGACGACUGAACAAGUGCGUGAAACGGGACAGCACUGACUCGAAGGAUAUGCUGUUGCGCAUUGAGCCUGUCAAUGUCAAACCACCAGGACGCCAUGAUGCCGUAGAAACCGUUCGAAAAAUCAAACUGGCGUUAAACAUGGCUCAACUAAUUCAGGCCGAAGCACCAGAGGCCAUUGAGAAGAUUUUCAUUCGACUCAUCAAGUGUAUCGUCUGGUUAGAUGACAUUAGUCAAAGUCGAAUCAUCCCUGACUACGAGAUGGAAAUGAUCCAGGAUGUGGUCGAGCCAUUACUAAGCGAGGCAACCAUUGAGGCAAUCAAAAGGCGCUUGAAUCCAAUUCUGACAGAAUUCUGGAUCAAGUUGGGUGACGCUUGGAACGUAUCUGCGGAACGUUGGCCACAUCCAAUUGCGACCUACGUACCUCAGUUCAAAACCACACCCAAAAGGAAUGUGGUUGCCCUUUCAAACCGUUCCCAGGGAGGUGGAACAGGCUUUGGAGUUUAUCCACAAGUUGUCGCAAAGUACUCACGGCCAAGAAUAAACAACAAAGAACAUCAAAGGCUCUGCCAGAAAAUACAAGAUCGCGGCGGCCGCUUGUGUUACGCAACCGUACGCCACGUGAGCUCGAAACCAGCCGAAAUAGAUGCAUAUCAGGGUGAAGUGUUUGAAAUUGUAGAUAACACUGAAGGAGACUGGUGGACCGUCACAAACAAUGUCGGAGAAACAGGGCAAGUGCCAAAGUGGAAACUACGUCCUUUCUACCUGUCAGCCAGUAUGCUCGAUUUGCGUCAGACCGAACCAACCGUAAUGAAUUCUACCGUACCCAAGGUGCAAUCACGUCCUUAUGUCUAUAGAGGGUCCUCACACAGCCGCCCAAAGAGCGAGUAUGAACCAUGGGAACAGGAGAAGCGCUUCAGUUUCCCUCGUCAGAGCCUGUCUAAAAGCCGAUCAAUGGGGUCACGGGUUAAUCUAGUGCCAUCUCAUCGAUAUGGAGAACCAGAUGAGAUGGACGAUGUUCACCCGAUGAUGCUUUACUUACCCUCGGAAGAAGUGAAACGGAUUGGCGAUAGCAAAUCAUCGGUUCCGAUAAUUCUCGUACCCUACGAACGUCAUUCACGUUCAAAAGAACGUAACUACUCACCUGGACGUGGGCAUUCCCAAACGCGCUACAGAACACCAGACAGAUCUCCACAUCGGAAUGAACGUGAUGUUUCACCUGUUCGGAGGCGGUAUUACCCAAUUCGGCCGGGCCAAACUUACAGACCAACCAUCAAACUGGAUUCUCCGGAGCCGAGACGACCAAGUAGAAGAUACUGAUCCCUAGAUAGCACAGCCUGCUUUUUCGCCUGACCCUAAACCUGACCUCCCAUUUCAAAACCGUCGACAAAAUAUCCAGGUAGUUUCUAACUGAAUUCCAUCAAGACCCCUACGGACUACUGAUAAUCUUUUCAUCCCUAUUCAUACUUUUCUGUAUGCGUACUUUCCGACUCAAUCAUUUUAUAUCUGUUCUAAACCCGUCCAAUUCCAAGCAUAACAAAACUGUAUCGUG